Messenger RNA from Nerophis ophidion (straightnose pipefish), 1371 nucleotides. RefSeq names its product protein disulfide-isomerase TMX3-like. The record is from RefSeq and is a predicted model, not a curated record. Gene Ontology annotation, cellular component: endoplasmic reticulum. NCBI's taxonomy places the organism in Eukaryota, Metazoa, Chordata, Actinopteri, Syngnathiformes, Syngnathidae. Gene Ontology annotation, biological process: peptidyl-cysteine oxidation. The coding region runs from base 52 to 1314 and encodes 420 amino acids. The transcript is spliced from 16 exons. Gene Ontology annotation, molecular function: protein disulfide isomerase activity.
AGGAUAAUCUGAGAUGAGAAGAUUAGUCUAUUUGAUCUUAAUCUGAUCAACAUGUCUGACAAGAAGACACUCGUGCUCUCAGCGUUUCUACUGUGUGCGUCCGUCACGUCGGUUUGGACCUUCGUGGAGGAACUUGAUGACUCUUUGCUGGACACGCGUGAAGAAAAUGAUGUUUGGCUCAUUAAAUUUUACGCCCCCUGGUGUUCCUUUUGCAAACAGUUGGAUCCUGUGUGGCAUCAGAUCGGUUCCGAGUUGAGGAGUUCCGGAUCUCACGUCAAUGUUGGCAAAUGUGACGCAACGGCUAGCCUGGUUUUAGCCAAAGAGUUCAAAGUGCGAGGCUAUCCCGCCAUCCUCAUGUGGAAGAAAGAUGUGAAAUAUAAUUAUUUAGGUGCCAGAACCAAGGAGGGAAUCAUCGAGUUUGUUGACCGGGUUAGCGGUCCAUUGAUUCGGCCUUUGACUAGUAUGGAGCUCUUCCAACAUGCAUUGAGUCGUCAUGACGUCGUGUUUGUUUACGUUGGAGCGUCAUCACCACUUAAGGGCGUGUACUCGGCCGCUGCUCAGGAUCUCAUCAUAUCUACUUUUUUCUUUUCUGCAAGCAGGGACGUCCUGCCUAAGACCGUGACGCUGUCUUCCCUUCCUGCUGUAGUCGUGUUCAAAGAUGGAACCUACUACAGCUACAAUGAGGUGAGCGACGGCGAGCUCAAGGCAUGGAUCAACAGAGAGCGCUUCCUCAACUACAUGAAGGUGGACAGCUACACGCUGUACGCCAUGGGAGAGUCAGGUAAACUGGUGCUGCUGGCCGUGCUGGACGACACCCAACAGAGUCUCAGGUACAAAAGUCUCAUACAGGAAGUAGCUCAAAACUACAAAGACAUCUACAGCAGAAAUAUUUACUUUGGCUUCAUGGAGGGAAACCAAUACAUUAAUGGACUCAUCAUGGGCGAGCUAAGUCUCCCCGCCAUCGUCAUGUUAAAUCUGUCCACUGACAGCUACUUCCUGCCGCUAAGGCCGGUGGACACAGAGCGCCACCUGUUGGACUUUGUGGAUGGAGUUCUGGAUGGCAGCGUGCAAAGUCAAGGAGGAAACACAAUCACUCAGCAAAUCAGACGCUUGAUCUACGAAAGCAAAGCCACACUACUGCCGCUUCUCAUGGACGCACCGCUGCUUGGCUGCUUCCUGCUCAGCUUUCCACUCUGCCUGAUUGGAUUCUUGUGCUCUCUGUGUUGGAAGGCCCGGUUUGGCUCAGAAGACGACGAAGACGACGGCAAGGAGUCAUGGUGUCAUAGAAAAAUACCCAACAAGAAGUCUGACUGACCGACAUCAGCAGAACUUCAGAGUAACUUGACAAUAAAAGCAAACGUUGAAUUGUCA